UUUUUUUUUUUUUUUUACUGUUUUCUGGGUGUAAGAGCUUGAAAGAGAAAGACAAGGGUUGAUGAAUAAGGAAAUGUAGGGCCUGAGGUCCAGGCGUAAAGAAAAGAGACCAUGCAUCCAUAGCUAAGAAAACCCUCUUUGUUUUUGCUCUUAGAAUCUCCCUAGGGUUUCCGAGAUUUUCUAACACUCCGAUACGUAACUGGGGUUUGUUGUCUAACUUGCCGGUGUCUGUGCGUUCUGGCUGUUCAUAUAAAAAAAUGCCCUUUUUUUUGUGAAUCUUUUGCAGAUUCUGGAGUUUAGUUUUUCAUAAAAUAUUUUGUUAGUUUUUAUCUAGUUUCCUUUUGGUUAUGGGUUGUCGCAAUUUCUCUCAAGUUUAGCCCUAAUUUCCUUCAUAUUAUAUAUUUCUAAAUUCUUCCCUUGCCGGAGUUCUUUGUCUGUAAUUUUUCCUGUAAAUUUUGAAAUAUCUUUGAUUCUUUCCAAUAGUACUUUCUGAGCCAAAGCAUAAGCGUUCUUGGAAUUUUCACCAAAAGUAGUUGUUUUUGUGGUCAUUUAGAACAUGGUGAGAGGGAAGAUUCAGAUGAAGCGAAUCGAAAACGCGACGAGCCGUCAAGUCACCUUCUCGAAGCGUCGAAGUGGACUGCGAAAGAAGGCCUUCGAGCUCUCCAUCCUUUGCGAGGCCGAAAUCGCCGUGAUCGUCUUUUCCCAGAAGGGCAGGCUCUAUGAGUUUUCAAGCUCUGACAUGCAAAAGUUGACAGAACGAUAUCUUAACCAUGCAAAUGGUGGGAAAUUCAACAAUAUUGCAGGGGACCAAUAUAUGCAGCAACUGAUGCGUGAAAAUGUAAGCAUGGCCAAGACGAUGGAGCUUCUUGAUGUUUCUCAAAGGAAGCUUUUGGGACAUGGUUUAAAUUUGUGUACUUGCGAGGAACUUGAGGAGAUCGAGAGCCAGCUGGAGCGAAGCCUAUGCCGCAUCAGGGAAAGAAAGGCUCAGUUGUUGAUGGAUCAAAUAAAGCAUCUAAAGGAUAAGGAGAGACUUUUGCGAGAAGAGAAUGCAAGCCUAAGAGAAAAGCUACCAGUUGCUCAAGAGAAAGAGAUUGUACCCAACUGCAGCCAAAGUAGCCAGGGUUCGGACAUAGAUGUGGAGACUGAAUUGUUCCUUGGACUGCCUCAAAUGCGCUGCUCGUAGAAGUAUGUGGGGGGCUUUUGGCGUACGUUCUUCCAUGAUUUCAAUAAUAAUGAUACCCUGGCGGGCCGUAUAUGCAUUAUAUAAUUGAGAAGAAAUAAGUAUAAGUUGUGAUUUUCUGUUCACUUGUGAUUCCUCAUUGCCAAAUCAUGAUGCUUUUCCUUCCAAUAUUGUGACGUGACAUCAAAUUUGUCAGCUAGCUAGUUGUAUAACGGAUCGUAAUGUAAGCUAGAAAUGAUUUCAAUGCAAUAUAUAGUAUGUUAACCGAA
Messenger RNA from Carya illinoinensis, 1449 nucleotides. Its product is annotated as MADS-box protein AGL42-like. The record is from RefSeq and is a predicted model, not a curated record. Gene Ontology annotation, cellular component: nucleus. The transcript has 8 exons. Gene Ontology annotation, biological process: positive regulation of transcription by RNA polymerase II. Gene Ontology annotation, molecular function: protein dimerization activity; DNA-binding transcription factor activity, RNA polymerase II-specific; RNA polymerase II cis-regulatory region sequence-specific DNA binding. NCBI's taxonomy places the organism in Eukaryota, Viridiplantae, Streptophyta, Magnoliopsida, Fagales, Juglandaceae. Bases 557 to 1183 code for a protein of 208 amino acids.